Messenger RNA from Rhinopithecus roxellana (golden snub-nosed monkey), 2388 nucleotides. Its product is annotated as succinate--CoA ligase [GDP-forming] subunit beta, mitochondrial. Lineage: Eukaryota; Metazoa; Chordata; Mammalia; Primates; Cercopithecidae. Gene Ontology annotation, cellular component: succinate-CoA ligase complex; mitochondrion. The record is from RefSeq and is a predicted model, not a curated record. The transcript has 10 exons. Gene Ontology annotation, biological process: tricarboxylic acid cycle; succinyl-CoA metabolic process. Gene Ontology annotation, molecular function: succinate-CoA ligase (GDP-forming) activity; ATP binding. Bases 1 to 1365 code for a protein of 454 amino acids.
AUGUGUCUGAAUGAGAAGGAGAUGACUGGGCAGCAGGGCCUGGUGAUCUGCAGGCACAGUGGUCUCAGGUUUAGCGUGAAGUGGUGCCUGAUUGAGCCAGAGUCUUCCCUGGAGGGUGUUCAUAUAGUCCAUGCUUUAAAGAAAAAACUGUCACUAAAGGCUCAGCCACAAUGCUUUAGGAUCCCCUCUGAAAGGACCUACUCAUGUGAAGGUGAAGGAUUGUCCUCACCUUCCUUGUGGACAGGAAUACCUCGAGAACACUGGCAGGAGUAUGGUCCAGAGACCAUAGGCAAUGCAAAAGAAAUUGUUUUAAAAGCCCAGAUCUUAGCUGGAGGAAGAGGAAAAGGUGUCUUCAAUAGUGGUUUGAAAGGAGGUGUUCAUUUAACAAAAGACCCAAAUGUUGUGGGACAGUUGGCUAAACAGAUGAUUGGGUACAAUCUAGCGACAAAACAAACUCCAAAAGAAGGUGUGAAAGUUAACAAGGUGAUGGUUGCUGAAGCCUUAGACAUUUCCAGAGAAACUUACCUGGCAAUUCUGAUGGACCGGUCCUGCAAUGGCCCCGUGCUGGUGGGCAGCCCUCAGGGGGGCGUCGACAUUGAAGAGGUGGCUGCUUCAAACCCAGAGCUCAUUUUUAAGGAGCAAAUUGACAUUUUUGAAGGAAUAAAGGACAGCCAAGCUCAGCGGAUGGCAGAAAAUCUAGGCUUCGUUGGGCCUUUGAAAAGCCAGGCUGCAGAUCAAAUUACGAAGCUGUAUAAUCUCUUCCUGAAAAUUGAUGCUACUCAGGUGGAAGUGAAUCCCUUUGGUGAAACUCCAGAAGGACAAGUUGUCUGUUUUGAUGCCAAGAUAAACUUCGAUGACAAUGCAGAAUUCCGACAAAAAGACAUAUUUGCUAUGGACGACAAAUCCGAGAAUGAGCCCAUUGAAAAUGAAGCUGCCAAAUAUGAUCUAAAAUACAUAGGACUAGAUGGGAACAUUGCCUGCUUUGUGAAUGGUGCUGGGCUCGCCAUGGCUACUUGUGAUAUCAUUUUCCUCAAUGGUGGGAAGCCAGCCAACUUCUUGGAUCUUGGAGGUGGUGUAAAGGAAGCUCAAGUAUAUCAAGCAUUCAAAUUGCUCACAGCUGAUCCUAAGGUUGAAGCCAUCCUUGUCAAUAUUUUUGGUGGUAUUGUCAACUGUGCCAUCAUUGCCAAUGGGAUAACCAAAGCCUGCCGGGAGCUAGAACUCAAAGUGCCCCUGGUGGUCCGGCUUGAAGGAACCAAUGUCCAAGAGGCCCAGAAGAUACUCAACAAUAGCGGACUCCCCAUUACUUCAGCUGUUGACCUGGAGGAUGCAGCCAAGAAGGCUGUGGCCAGUGUGGCCAAGAAGUGAUGUCUUUGUCCUGAUCCGAUGGAGAAAGAAAGCCUUUUUUCCAUAAAAAGGGAUGAUUCAUCAUUGUGAAAUAAAUGGUUAUCUCAUUGGGGAAGAAAAGGUGGGGGAGAAGGCAAGAAUCACUGAAAAAUCUUAAAUCUCUGUUUUCUGGAAUAAGAUAUCUAGACAGCCUAAAUCCGAUUUUAGUCUUUAUAAAAAUAAUGUCUUGAGUUCUCAUACUUUUCUGUCACUGCAAGCCUGCUCAGUAGGCAGUGUUUUGCAGACUUUGGGGAGCGGUCUAUGUGGCCAAAUAUUGUGUGUAUAGGCAGAGUUUGAAAUCAGGUCCUGCUUCAUUUACAAGAAUUUUAGUGGGCAUCUAAUCCUACAUAAUGAAAAAGAAAAACAGACCAUUUAAAAACUCAGGCACGAUUAUAUUUAAUAUAUUAAUUACUAAAAAGGCACAAGAUUACACUGAACACAUUAGCUACUAAAAAGGCACUGCUAAGACAUUCAAGCAAAUAGCUAUUACACACUGCAGCAGAUUUUACAGGUUUCUAAUUCCAACAUAUGUUUGAAAAAUCCAUGAGUGUUCCAAAAUAUAUUUAAUAAUGGAAGGUCUGCAUUAAUAUACCAUCCAUGUGUUUUUACCAUUUGCCUUAAUAUUGAAUAUACUGUUUACCUCACACUAAAAAGAAAACCAGAAGCCUUAUUUGUGAUUUUGGAGUGGAAGCUUCCAUUUUUGUGUCAAAAAUGAAUCCUGAUUCUUAUGGAAAUCUCUGUUAUUAAGUCAUUUCAAGAUGAGACAACACUGAAGAUCAAAUUGUGUUGGGUAUCAGUACCUUCUCUCCUCAUUUAUCUCUUACUCCUCAUCCUCCCAGAAUCUAUCAGUUUAUGAUAGAAAGAUGGGAACCUUAUUUGAAUGUGGGUUUUUUUCCAUGAUGUCCAAUUUUGUUGUGGGAAAGGAUUUGCAUAAAGUUUUUGUUUAAAUUUUGGUAGAUUUUUAUCUAUACAAAUUUAAAUAAAAUUAUGUUUUGUAAGCUGAAA